AUGGGUUGUCACUACAGCAAAAAUUGUGGCCAGGUCCCCCGGAAAAGGAAAAAAAAUAAUAAAGCACAAGAAGGUGAGAAGCACAUAAAGGACAUCAAACUUCAAGAUGCAAGUGUUACACACUCUUCUGAGGAGCAACGCGCUGGUUUGGAGAAUCAGUUGGAGACUUAUGAGUGGCAGCUAAAGAUACUACAUGCAGUUUUGACUGCUUCAGGAGACCAGGAGAGAGAGCAGCUCCUCAAGGACCGUCCUGGAGACAUUUGCACUUUAGUCCACAGCAUUACAGAGAAGGUAAAGACUGAGAUAACCGCUGAUCUAAAUGAUCUCCAUGAAAAACAGAUGAGGAGCACCUUAGAACGGCAUCAGAGCACAACUGAAGAGCUACAGCGAUUACACAAUGAAGAGAAGAACGUUUUAAAUGAGUCGCAUGCAGCAGCUGAGAAUGCUUUGAAGGAUCAGAUUGAAGGGCUGACAUCAGAGCUGAAGCUGUUCAACGAGUUAAAGCGCAGAGCGGAGGAGUCCACACUCAAGAGAGACCUUCAGAGAAAUAUUGAGACUCAUGGCAGCCCUGGUGAAUUCUGGGAGCAGGAGCAGGAGAGCCUGUUAUUUGUCAUUGAAAUGAAGCUUGAGCGGUUGCAGGACCAGGGGAACAAGCUGCUGCAGAUGGAAACACUGGUAGAGAAGAAUCUCUCAUUAGAGGAUCAGCUCCUGCAUGUUCUCCAGCAGAAUGAGGACUACAGGGUCCGGAUAGAAAACUACCAGAGCCUCAUACAACGACUGUCCAAGGAGCAGAAUGAGCUGCAGGAGGCGCUAGAGAAACGUUCUCUGCAGAACCAGAAGCUCAGCCAGGAGAAAGAAGAGCUGCUCUUUAAGCUCCUGCACCGCAGAGACUCGUGCUCCUCCUUUCACCUUCCUUCAGUCAUACCCACUGAGGUGUCUCCCAGCUGACUCAACAUUAAGCCUCGUCACUGUAUCCUCACCCUGCCUGGCCGAGGUGCCUUAGCAGCGCUUUUGUUUUUUUAAAUGCCAGUUUAUUAUGGAGUGCUGUGAACAUGCAGUGCUGAAAUGGACUUGCACUGCAUUUAUCAUUUUAACUGGCAAAACAAAUAUUUUUGUACAUUUUAUUUGAAGAUGAUGCUUAUCAGGAAUUUUUUUUUUUUUUUGGCUGCA
Rhinichthys klamathensis goyatoka is the source of this 1170-nucleotide messenger RNA. It is a transcript of the gene ccdc69, whose product is annotated as coiled-coil domain containing 69. Gene Ontology annotation, cellular component: cytoplasm; nucleus. Gene Ontology annotation, molecular function: microtubule binding. The transcript is spliced from 9 exons. The record is from RefSeq and is a predicted model, not a curated record. NCBI's taxonomy places the organism in Eukaryota, Metazoa, Chordata, Actinopteri, Cypriniformes, Leuciscidae. The coding region runs from base 1 to 948 and encodes 315 amino acids.